This is a messenger RNA of Fusarium sp. VM40, 576 nucleotides long. The record is from the annotation of a GenBank genome assembly. Lineage: Eukaryota; Fungi; Ascomycota; Sordariomycetes; Hypocreales; Nectriaceae.
AUGUAUGCCAAGAUCCAGAAUACUACGGCCGAGGACCGCCGGGUCAAAAAGCGGGAGUACGACCGUAAAUCCCAGAGGUUGGCGCGUGAGAGGACAAAGGGUCGCAUCGCGCAGCUCGAGACUAUGGUGGAGAGCCUUCGACAAGCCGACUCUAACGCACGAGUAGCCAAGCUGAUGGAGCAGCUAGGUCAAGUCACAAUGGAAAGAGAUGGAUUAUUACAAGUGCUCGAUUCACUCGAUUCUACCAUUCGUCGUCACAUUGGUAACUCGGCGACAGGCGAGCCUGCUUCAGAUACGCGACCUGAAUCAUCAACGAACACAUCAUCGAGAAGGUCUUCGAUUUUCACGUUGGAAGAAUCAGCAGGCCGAACGACUGCUACGGGAGUUUCUCCAAAAACGAGUGACUCUACAAUACUGGAAGCCCCGAUGGACUAUCCUUCAACCAAUCUUUUUGACUACGACGGCUGGUACCACUCUUUCAGCGAUGUGUCAUAUCCAACUAUCACGGGUAUUGAUAACUCAGUCUUCCAACCCAAUCUGGACUGUUUUGUGCAAACAUACACUCGUUCGCAGUAA